UCCCACUUCUCCACUCUCUCUCCCCAAACACUAAUUUUUCUCUUUCACUUUCCCAUCUCAUCUGUUUUUUAUUCUAUAUCUGAGUUUUGCGAGAUAGAAACUCAAAAGAGAUCAAGUUUGGUCUCUUCCAUGGCGGAUAUAGCAAAGUACACGCCUAUCAAUGGAGGAACUACGACUGCAGUCACGGCAGAGUUUAAUUAUCUGUUUUCAAUCAUCAAAACAAGGAGAACAGUGGCUUUCUUCAUGUUUGCCUUCGUCGGUUUUACUGUUUUCUUAGCUUUUAGCCCUUCUUCUAACUCUUCUUCUCCUUGGGUCACCAACAUCUUUUCAUCAACUUCCUCUCCAGCUACUUCAUCUGCUGGCUCUUACAGAUCUCAAUCAUUUUCCCUCUUCGAUUACUUCUUUCCCAACACCUCUUCUUCACGAACUCUUAACAUCACUUCUCCUUCUCCAUCUCCAUCUCCGUCUUCUUCUAAUAGCAACACCAGAUCUAAUAACACUGCAACUCAAGUAGCCAACAAUCCAAGUGAGGACCUACUUUCUGCCAAAAAAACCAACAAAACCCAAUCUUUCAACAUAAAUAAACAACGCCCCAGCUCCGAAAAUACAACUUUUAGGUCUCCCUACAGUGGUUUAAACAACACCAAAAGUUCAGUUUUGCAUGCAAAUCAGACCACAGUUUCUCCUCCUCCUAACUUGAAUCAAAAUCCUCCAAGUACAAAUAACCAGACUGGAAAGAAAGAGAAUUCUGAUAAAGCUCAAGUUCUGAAAUCUAAUCAGACAACAACGGUCACAGAGAAAACCCUGGAGGCAGCUAAUCGGAGCACCAAUUCUCCAGCUAAAUCUGAAUCUUCCAACAAGUUAAGUUCUGGGAAGGGAGAGAAAAUCGUAGGGCAAAAGGGUGUGGUGUCGAACUACUCAGCUUCCCUAACAAACAAACCAAGCAAUGGAAGUGAUUCAGGGUUGACAGCUAAACAGGAAAUUGAUAAUUUAAUCGACUCUUUGAUGAACUGCGAUUUAUUCGAUGGAAAAUGGUUGAAGGAUGAUUCAUAUCCACUUUAUAAACCUGGGUCCUGUUCGUUCAUUGAUGAGCAGUUUAGUUGCGUUGCCAAUGGAAGGCCUGAUAGAGAUUAUCAGAAACUGAAAUGGAAGCCUAAAGGCUGCACUUUACCAAGAUUGAAUGGUGGUCACAUGUUAGAGUUAUUGAGGGGUAAGAGGCUUGUUUUUGUCGGGGAUUCUUUAAAUAGGAAUAUGUGGGAAUCUCUAGUUUGCAUUCUGAGAAAUGCUGCAAAAAAGCCCGAAAAUGUUUAUGAAGCACAUGGAAGACAUUAUUUUCGAGGGGAAGCUUCGUAUUCUUUCAUAUUCAAAGAUUAUAAUUUCACUAUAGAGUUCUUCGUAUCUCCGUUCUUGGUCCGAGAAUGGGAAAUGCCAGACAAAACUGGAGCAAAGAAGGAGACAUUGCGGCUUGAUCUUGUUGGAAAAUCAUCAGAUCAAUAUAAAUCGGCAGAUAUCCUUAUCUUCAAUACAGGUCAUUGGUGGACUCAUGAGAAAACUUCCAAAGGGAAAGAUUAUUACCAGGAAGGUAGCCAUGUUUAUAAUGAAUUGAAUGUUCUCGAGGCCUUUCGGAAAGCUUUGACAACCUGGGCUAGAUGGGUUGAUGCUAGUGUAAAUCCUAUGAAGACUAUGGUGUUCUUUAGGGGUUAUUCCGCAUCGCAUUUCAGUGGCGGACAGUGGAAUUCUGGAGGAGCAUGUGAUAGCGAAACUAGGCCGAUCAAGAACGAAACAUAUCUUAAACCAUAUCCACCAAAGAUGUUGGUGUUAGAAUCAGUGCUGAAGGGGAUGAAAACGCACGUCACCUACCUAAAUAUCACCCGGCUGACCGAUUUCAGAAAGGAUGGCCACCCAUCUAUCUACCGGAAACACCUGAAGCAAACAUUACCGGAAGACGAAAGAGUAGCACCACUAAAAUACCAGGACUGCAGCCAUUGGUGCCUUCCCGGUGUGCCGGAUUCGUGGAACGAGCUUUUAUAUGCUGAGCUGCUUGUAAAAGAAAACAAAAUGCGGCAACAUCAAAGAAGAGCUAGGUAAAAUGAACACCAUACAAACUUAAAAAGAGUUUUAUUUCAUUGUGAAAUUGUAGAAACAAAAGAAAUGGGAAAAGAAAAAGAUGUACGAGAAAAUCAUAGUUCUUAAUUUUUUAUUUUUUCCCACUACUUCUAAAUUAUGGAAGUAAGGUAGUAAAGGCAAAGCUCUAUUCUUGGAGAGAUCAAUUUUAUGCUUGUAAUAAUUGUUACUUUGUUUAUAGUAUAAUAUGAAGUAUAGAGGAUGGUUUUCUUAGCCUCAAAUUUGCUUUGAGGGUUGUAAA
Gossypium raimondii (Peruvian cotton) is the source of this 2365-nucleotide messenger RNA. Its product is annotated as protein trichome birefringence. Gene Ontology annotation, molecular function: O-acetyltransferase activity. Gene Ontology annotation, cellular component: Golgi apparatus. The coding region runs from base 130 to 2088 and encodes 652 amino acids. The transcript is spliced from 5 exons. Lineage: Eukaryota; Viridiplantae; Streptophyta; Magnoliopsida; Malvales; Malvaceae. The record is from RefSeq and is a predicted model, not a curated record.